GAAGUGGAAUUUAGAAAUGUUGCUCAGUAGAUUUAAAAAGAAAUUGUGUACUUAAAUCAGCUGAGUGAUAAUGUGAUGAAUUUCCUGUUGUUGCCAAUUCUGAUGUGAACAGAGAAAACAAGAACAGGGCUAUGUGUGGAUUACAGUUUUCUCUGCCUUGUCUACGACCAUUUCUCCUUGUUACCUGUUAUCUUUUACUUCCUAAGGAGAUAUUUGGAUGUUCGUCCAUGUGCCGGCUCUGCACUGGGAGACAAAUUCACUGCCGUAAUUUAGGCCUUUUCAGCAUUCCCAAGAAUUUUCCUGAAAGUACUGUUUUUCUAUAUUUGAGUGGAAAUAAUAUAUCACAUAUAAGUGAAAGUGAAUUUACUGGACUUGAUUCUCUGGUAGCAUUAUAUUUGGAUAAUUCCAGCAUCCUAUAUGUAUAUCCAAAGGCCUUUGUUGAACUGAAGCAUCUGUAUUUUCUAUAUCUAAAUGAUAACCUUAUAAAACGUUUGGAUCCUGGAAUGUUUAAAGGCCUUCCAAAUCUUCGUAGUUUAUAUUUACAGUCUAAUCAAGUAUCUUUUGUGCCAAGAGGCGUGUUUAAUGAUCUGGCUUCUGUUCAGUAUUUAAACCUGCAAAGGAAUCGCAUCACUAUCCUUGGGAGUGGCACGUUUGAUGGUAUGCUUGCUCUUAGAAUACUUGAUUUAUCAAACAAUAGAAUUUUGAGCAUAUCAGAUUCAGGCUUUCAACAUCUUAGAAACCUAGAUUGUUUGUAUCUAGAAGGCAAUAACUUAACAAAAGUUCCCUCCAAUGCUUUUGGAGGACUUAGGAGUCUUAAAAGACUUUCUUUGUCUCAUAACCAUAUUGAAACAAUACAGCCCUUUGCGUUUAAAGGACUUAGCAGCUUGGAGUAUCUCCUCCUGAAAAAUGCAAGAAUUAAAAAUGUUAGUAGGCAUGGAUUUAGUGGAAUGGAUAAUCUUAAACAUUUAACCUUAAGUCAUAAUGAUUUAAAAAUAUUAAAUUCAGACACAUUUAGUUUGUUAAAGAAUUUACUAUACCUUCAGCUAGAUAGAAAUCAAAUUAUCAACAUUGAUAAUGAUACAUUUGAAAAUAUGGGAGCGUCUUUGAAGAUCCUUAACUUGUCAUUUAAUAAUCUUACAGACUUAAACCCAAAGGUCCUUAAGCCAUUGUCUUCAUUGACUCAUCUUCAGGCAUAUUCUAAUCCUUGGGAAUGUAACUGCAAACUAUUGGACCUUCGUGACUGGCUAGUGUCUUCAGCUCUCACUGUAAACAUCUAUUGUCAGACCCCACCAUCUCUGCGUGGCAGAGCGUUACAUUAUGUUAAAUGGAUUGACUUUCCAAGUUGCUCUACACCUUCGGCAAAUGUAUCCAGGACUUGGGCUUUAAAAUCUCUUCAUAUUCACCUCAAGACCACUGCACUAAUGAUGGCCUGGCAUAAAGUGACCAUGAAUGGGAAACAUUUGGAAAAUACUGAGACUGUUACUUUUUGGGAGCAAAUUCGAACAUCACCUGCCAGUAAAAUGUUUCAAGAGAAUACCUUUGGUAAUGCAUUAGAAACGACUACUGUGCUGCCUGUGCAAAUACAGCUUACUUCUUCCAUUAACUCGAACUUGGAGAAAAUCAGUGCUCUACCGAGUGAUGCCGCAUCAGUGGCAGGAAGAACAUCCGUAAUUUGUACGGAGGAAGUGGAAAAGCUGAACGAGGCUUUUGACAUUUUGCUAGCCUUUUUCAUCUUAUCUUGUGUUUUGAUUGUUUUUCUGAUCUACAAGAUUGUUCAAUUUAAGCAAACAGUAAAAGCAUCAGAGAACUCAGGAGAAAGUAGACUGGAAUACUACAGCUUUUAUCAGUCAGCGAGGUAUAACCUAACGGCCUCAAUUUGUAACACUUCCCCACAAUCUCUAGGGAACUCUGGGUUAGAGCAAACUCAACUUCAUAAGCAAAUUGUUCCAGAAAACGAGGCACAAGUCAUUAUCUUUGAACAUUCUGCUUUAUAAUUCAACUCACCUAAAUAUAAGAAAUCCCCCAUGCCACAUACAUAAAUAACAUGUCCGCCUUCUUAUAGAAUUGUCCACUUAUUUGUAAGUAUAGUGAAUUCUGAUCCUAUCACUAUUAAAAUAUGUGUUUAUCGUAA
This is a messenger RNA of Echinops telfairi (small Madagascar hedgehog), 2131 nucleotides long. RefSeq names its product leucine rich repeat containing 70 (gene LRRC70). The coding region runs from base 132 to 1994 and encodes 620 amino acids. Lineage: Eukaryota; Metazoa; Chordata; Mammalia; Afrosoricida; Tenrecidae. Gene Ontology annotation, molecular function: protein binding. The record is from RefSeq and is a predicted model, not a curated record. The transcript is spliced from 2 exons.